This is a messenger RNA of Branchiostoma floridae (Florida lancelet), 1362 nucleotides long. RefSeq names its product ADP-ribosylation factor-like protein 6-interacting protein 4. The record is from RefSeq and is a predicted model, not a curated record. The transcript has 7 exons. Bases 1 to 540 code for a protein of 179 amino acids. Lineage: Eukaryota; Metazoa; Chordata; Leptocardii; Amphioxiformes; Branchiostomatidae.
AUGGACCGUGUGCUCAACUCCACGAGUCUAAUACUAUGCUACGUUAUAGGGUUGAAGAAGAAGAGGAGACAUGGCAGAGAUAGCAGCAGCAGCAGCUCAGACAGCAGCCUGUCCAGUUCCAGCAGCGAAGAAGACAGACGCAGAAAGGACAGAAAGGACCGUAGGUCUCGAUCAAGCAGCACAUCAUCAUCAUCAUCAUCAUCUUCAUCCAGUUCUUCAUACAGCUCAAGCUCAGAUGAUGAAAAGAAGAAGAGAAAGAAGGAUAGACAUAAGAAGACUGGGAAGAAGAAGAAGAAGCGUAGCAGCAAGAAGAAGUCCAAGAAAUCUGCCGAGCCUGGCCGUCCUGAAGGGGCAAAGGGCCAAACUAAAAGCAGUCGUCCCGUGCAGCUGUCAAAGUACAUGAAGGAUAAAAAGGAGAAGGAAGAGCAGAGAAGUGUUAUAUCUGGCCACAAGAUCAAACUCAAGGUCAAGAAGUCAAAGAAGGACAAGGAGCGAGACAAGAACAGAGCAGAGUUGUUGAACUUCCUGAACUCCCAAUGAGACCGAGGACCUGGUCAGGCUUGGAGAACUUUGGAGCCACCUGCCAUAGGAUACAGAUGAAAGUUACAUGAUACAGACUGGGCUCAAAGCACUGGUCGCAUUUCCAAAAUUUGAGCUCCUAACAGAGGUACAACAGUACACCUUGAUGUGUGAAGGUUUAUGUACAUUAAGGAACUAUUGUACACAAGUACACAGCAUAUACUUGACAUUUAAGCGAUAUGAAAAAAUUGAAGAAAAAAUUUUUUUUUACAUUACUUGUUUUCAUUUUUGUUAGCUGUGGAAUUUCAGAUUCACACUCUAUGUUGUGCACAAAAGUUUUUACUUUUUUAGUGCAUCUAAAUAAUUUGAAGUAAAAAUCAACUGUUAGGUAUACCAAUGCUAAAUCCCAAACAUGAAUUUCAAGCCCUGUACAGAAAUUGCUUACUUCAUUUCUGGCAUGGUAAAAUAGUGCAUGUCACCUACCCUAAAUAGAAUGUAUUGAAGAAAUGCUGCCAUUGGGGGACUCCACAAUUUAAGUGUGAUGUGCCUUGAUAUUUUCAUUACUGUUGGAUAACAUUCCAAAAUGUGUUAAUGUCUGCCAUGGACUGUUUUACAUGUAUAGAAAAUAGUUCAGUGGAGUUGUUUUAGGAAGAGAGAGUUUAGUAGCCAAAUACAAUGGAUAUUGAAGUAUUCAUAGACAGGGUAACUUGGUAAGAUAAGAAAUAUCAAAUCUGUACAUGUGCAUGCCUGGAAUGUUGUUAUAGCUGUGCUGGAUUGAGAUAAGGUGCAGCAUUGGACAGGAUGUACUGGUUUCCUUGAAAUAAAGCUGUUGUAGUGACUACA